AAUAGAGCAGGCUUUUGACAUUUUGUUUUGGUGCGAAUAAUUUUUCUAUUCUUCAAAUUUUGUAGGAAAAUAAACGAUCUUCAAGCCGCUCUCUAGGUCUUUUUGGAAUUUUUCUCCUUUCCCAACAUGGGAAAUUGUUUAAAGAGAUCGGAACAGGACGAUAUUUCCUUGUUACAUGAGGAUGAAAGCGCAGAUUCCCCAACAAGAGGAGAACCACCGCCACCAUAUCAAGAAGAGUCUCCAAUUUACAUACAAAGUCAGCACGCUCCACAUCUAUUAUCAGAAGAACAGCAAAUUCGUCUAGCUCAACGUUUAGGACUGAUUCAACAUUUACCAGUAGGAGUAUAUGAUGGAUCGAAAGGAAAAAAGAGAGAAUGUGUUAUAUGUAUGACAGACUUCAUGGUUGGCGAUCCAAUCAGAUUCCUUCCCUGUAUGCAUAUAUAUCAUAAAGAAUGUAUCGACGACUGGCUUGUUAGGUCAUUUACUUGUCCUUCUUGUAUGGAACCCGUAGAAGCUGCACUUUUAUCAACCUAUGAAACACCCGAGUGAUUUUGAAUUGUAAUGAGUAAAUAUUGAAGAAUAUUCUGCAUGUUUUAGAAACCAUCUUUUAUAAUCUCGAUUCUGCAUGUAUGUUAUGCUAAAAAUCUCACACCAAUUCAAACAAGGUGCAAUAAUGCCACAGGUUAAGUGCCAAUCAUGUUUUAUAAAAUGCAGUACUUUGAGGUAUAUUCAACUUGGUCGGCAUGUAGGUGUUGAGCAUAUCCCAUUGGGCUAUAAUUAGACUAUCACACCUCAAAAGGGGUCCAAAUGGUUUAAACAAAUUGAUUGAGAGAUUAUUCUUUUAACAAAGCUUGACAUGGGAUUUCAUCAACAAUUUCUGAUGUUACUUAUUAAAUAUACUAGCUAUAUCAAUAUCUAAGACAUUUAAAGGUCAUAUUAAAAUGGCCCAAAUAGUUACUUUAUAAUACAGGUUUUUGGUACAAUUAAUGACUAUUAAUUGUGUGAGAAAAAAGAGAAAAAAGAGAAAAAAGAAUAUAUGACAACCAUUAAUUAGCUUAUUUAUACCCUUGUUACUAUGGUAACUAUUAUGUUGUGUCUGGUAAAACGUUUUUGUUUUUUUAUAUUCAAACAGUAUCUAUGGAUACCACCUAUACCUAGUAUUUUAUAUAAAAUGUGACAGGUAUGGCUUACAUGUUACGAUAAUAUUUAAUCCAUGCCGUGCUUGUCAGUGCUUAGAGGAAAGGCUUGACUACACAAUGCAACCUCAUCAACUUACCUUAAACAUUGUCUGUAAUGUUGCCUACAUUGACAUCGCCUGCUUUGGGAAAAUCACACUGUGUCCACCCAAAACAUCACCAGUGAUAUCACAAAAAUAGAACUCAUUUCUAAUUCUGCCACGUAGGCAUCCCAACAUUGCACAACAGUUGCACUUGUGGACACAGUGCGAUUUCCCUGUUGCAGGCAAUUAUGCACAGGCAAUGUUGCAUUGUGUGUCUAAGCCUUUGUAGCACAGUGUUUGUAAGAUAUGACUGAAGUUGAAUGAGAAGCUAGGCGAGUGAUUUUCUGCCCAAAUUCAGCAUUGUGAUUGAGAAAAAGGCAAAAAAACCCAAAUCAAGUGUCUUUUUGCUCACAAACAGCAAAGUGAGAGAGAAAAUGUCAAAAUAAUUAUUAAAAAUUCCUUUCUUGAUCCCCAUAAUAUAUGUCAAAUAAUUUGACAAGGUAAUUUCCGUUAAGAUAAGAUAAGAAUCUUCGUUGUUAAUAUAAUUCUGAAGUUUUGUUGUAAAGCUGUAAAGCUAUCAAAAAAAGUAGAUGUUCUAGGGGUGCUACAGAUGACUUAAAAUUCCUUUGAGAUAUAAAUAACAAUGAAGGCCACCAUGUUGGUUGAUCGAACAAGAGAAGCUAUAAUGAGGUAUGCUUCGAUAUAGUCAACCAACAUGGUGGCUAUGAUGUAACACGCAUCCCAACAAUAGAAAUAAUUAGUUUACUGCAAGUAAUUGUUAAGUAAACUAAGAAAAUGUACAUAACAGUUUGUUUUUAGUUAUUAAUUAAUUUGUAAAUAAAAUAAAAUGUUGAACACUCAAAA
Messenger RNA from Actinia tenebrosa (Australian red waratah sea anemone), 2083 nucleotides. RefSeq names its product RING finger protein 11-like. The record is from RefSeq and is a predicted model, not a curated record. Lineage: Eukaryota; Metazoa; Cnidaria; Anthozoa; Actiniaria; Actiniidae. Gene Ontology annotation, cellular component: ubiquitin ligase complex. Gene Ontology annotation, molecular function: ubiquitin protein ligase activity. Gene Ontology annotation, biological process: ubiquitin-dependent protein catabolic process.